Messenger RNA from Xenopus tropicalis (tropical clawed frog), 1033 nucleotides. RefSeq names its product zinc finger and SCAN domain-containing protein 12-like. The record is from RefSeq and is a predicted model, not a curated record. NCBI's taxonomy places the organism in Eukaryota, Metazoa, Chordata, Amphibia, Anura, Pipidae. The transcript is spliced from 2 exons. Bases 188 to 1033 code for a protein of 281 amino acids. Gene Ontology annotation, molecular function: zinc ion binding; nucleic acid binding.
UAACACCAACCAGCAGGAGGCAAAUCGUUUGUUGGAAGCCCAGAUUACAGCACUGGCACAGGCUGCAGAGAGAGAUCGGCAGUUGCAAAUUGAGCUGGUAAAACAGCUGACAGCCAAGGUCUCUGGGGAUGCUGCUGUGGCCCCCGGAGUGCACUGCUCCAUUCCAGGCAGCAACCUCCUGCGGAGAAUGACUGGGCAGGAUGAUGUGGAGGCUUUCCUCUGUACCUUUGAGAGGACAGCAGAGCAGCAAGCCUGGUCGAGGGAGCAGUGGGCGAUGAUUGUUGCACCACUACUAGUGGGGGAUGCCCAGAAAGCUUUUUAUGAUCUGUCCUCCGAGGACGCCAAGGACUAUGACAAGUUGAAGUCUGAAAUCCUGCAGAGACUGGGGGUAACCACCUCUGUGAGGGCCCAGCGGGUCCACAGUUGGGACUUUAAGGUUAAGGGGUCACCGCGUUCCCAGAUGUAUGAUCUCAUUAACCUAGUGAAACGUUGGCUGCAGCCAGACUUGCUUUCCGGACCUCAGGUAGUGGAAAGGGUCACAAUGGACCGAUACCUGAGAGCCCUUCCCACAGAAUUACGGCGGUGGGUGAGCCAAUCUGACCCAAAUACAGCAGACCAGUUGGUGGAACUGGUGGAGCGAUACCUCGCUGCUGAGGACUUCACUACCCGGGCGGUGUCCACCCCGAAGAGGCUGUCUGCAGUUGUCCUACCCAAGAAGUCGGCUACAGUGGAGAGGCCCAGCGCAGAGGACCCCGGGAACCCAGGUUCAGAGUCAACAAGAGGAAGAUCUCGCGGAGACAGCCCACGCCAGACCCGCAGAGCUCCCCAGUGCUGGAGGUGCCGAGAGUGGGGACAUAUUGCCCCCAACUGCCCAGCUGAUCCAGAACCCAUGGAGUGUGGAACAGAGAGGAAGUUGUCUCUGUUCGCGGAUAGAUCCUGUUCGCAGGUGAAGAAGCUUUGGGGAGUUGGAAGACACUGUGUCUGUGAGAGAUUAGACUGCCCCCAAGGCAACUAUGAGAAGGAAGAUCCUUGA